Hyaloscypha bicolor E is the source of this 936-nucleotide messenger RNA. RefSeq lists its product as uncharacterized. Gene Ontology annotation, molecular function: nucleosome binding. Gene Ontology annotation, cellular component: Swr1 complex. Gene Ontology annotation, biological process: chromatin remodeling. NCBI's taxonomy places the organism in Eukaryota, Fungi, Ascomycota, Leotiomycetes, Helotiales, Hyaloscyphaceae. The transcript is spliced from 2 exons. The record is from RefSeq and is a predicted model, not a curated record. Bases 1 to 936 code for a protein of 311 amino acids.
AUGAUUAACUUCGGCGUCAGAGAGGUCGCAAAUUCGAGGGCUACAGCCGCCCCAGGAUGGGCCUAUGUUCCUGAUACCAGCGUCAAUGCUUCGGUCACAGCCUUACAGCCUUCUUCCCGCACACGCGUUCGCAACCAGCCCACAGCAAGCCUGCAUGAGACCACCGCAAAACAAGAGGCGAAGAUCCUACGAGAGCUUGCUGCUCUGGACCGCGAGAACCACCGUGACGUCUCUAUCCCGGUGCCAAUACGGCAUAAAGACAAUGCUGGACGAGUAAGCCAUGGCAAAAGCACUCCCGCCGUCCGCAAGAUCCUUCAGUCCCAAAAGACCUUCGCAAACCAUCUCUCCGACUUCGAAGCUUUCUCGUCUCUCCCUGUGCCCUCCCAGCCUACAGUUUCAACACCAGCUGCACCAGCUGUACGAGCCACGCCCACUUUAACAGGGCUAGCAGCAGCCGCAACUGCCCCUCAUCUCACCAGCAAAGGGACCCGUUCUCACAAGAAGAAAGACCUAAAUACAGUCUCGACACCGACCCCGCUCCGCAAAGUCUCCACCGCCUCCCAAUCCUCCACACCUCUCCCCAUUAAAUCUGAACCCAGCCAAGAUAUCCCCAUGCCCGACGCCCCCCUGCUCUCCCAGGGGAACUCCACAAUUCCUACCCCUCACCCAGGAGACAAAGAUCCGUUGCUGGUAUCGAGGAUACCGACAAUGCCCGCACAAGAGGAGAUCGAGAAACUUUUGGCCGCGCCGCCAAUGACUUAUAACGAGGCGAGAGGACCAUGGGUGUACGAGGAUAGGAUGAAGCCGAUCAGGCAGUUUUGUGAGGUUUGUGGGUAUUGGGGGAGGGUUAAGUGUAAAGGGUGUGGAGGAAGGGUUUGCGCUUUGGAGUGUUUGCAGGUUCAUCAGGAGGAGUGCUUUACUAGGUAUGGUGCAUAA